Cladocopium goreaui is the source of this 1791-nucleotide messenger RNA. The record is from the annotation of a GenBank genome assembly. Lineage: Eukaryota; Dinophyceae; Suessiales; Symbiodiniaceae.
AUGGUCGACCCGCGGCUCCAUGAGACACGGCAGAGCAAGCUGCUCUGCGCGGAGCUUCUGGGGGCCUUAGUGGUGGUGGCAUUGGCGCCUGUGCUCGUCUAUCAGGGAUGGUAUGCCUUCGUCUCCCUCUCGACGCUUCUGAUGUCCCUGACCCUGGUCCAAGUGGCCAUGAAGGCGGCGCUGCACAAUGGCCUGCCGUACCCGUAUACCUUGACGGCCCUGCACAUGUCACUGACGGUGCUCACCGCCUUGGCCACCGGCCCGCCGCGCUCGGGCGAGCUCGCUUUGGCCUUGCGGACGCUGCCGGCCUCCGUGGCCAGCGGCGCGGCGGUGUUGAUGCACAACGUGGCGCUGACGCAGGCGAGCGUGAGCUUCGUGACAAUGCUUGGGACCUGCACACCGGUGGUGACCUACUGUGUUGAGUUGUUCAUUGGACAUCGACAAGGCACCUGGAAGAGUGGGGUCCCAGUCUUGAUGGCGUGCGUUGGAGGUGCUCUCUGUGUCCGUGGCGAACGGAGCAGCUCCGUAGUGGCUCUGCUGCUGGUCCUCUGUGGAUGCGCCUCACGUAGCAUGAAAUCCAUCUGGCAGCAGCGGCUUCUGGUCCUUGACGAGCUGGGCCCGGCCCGCUUAGCUGCUUGGGGAGCCGCAUGGACACUCCUUCUCACUCUGCCAUUUGCGAUGGUUGUUGAAGGAGCAGAUUUCUUUCGACAUUUGCCCACGGCUUCAAAGCAUGCAACGGGCGCCACUCUGCUGUCGUGUUUCUCUGCCGUGCUGCUGAACUUGUCUCAGUGGACCUCGGUGAGAUAUUUGGGACCUGUGAUGCAACACAUGUUUGGCAAUCUGCAGCUGGUCUUUGUGCUUAUCUUGGCAGCUGUUUGGUUGGAUGAAGGUUGCACGGCUGAACAGGUGCUGGGCACCGUGAUUCUGGUGCUGGGCGUGCUGGUGGCCAAGGCUACGCUGCGACCAAGUCCACCGAUCUUCCCUGACUCCCGCAUUGGAAACUUUGGCAUCGCAAAAAGAGUCCAGCUGCGUUUGGUGACGGAAUUUGAUCCUUUGUUUGUACAGCACAGUGCUCAGACCCAGAAGGGCACCGUGACACAGCUGCCCAAAGGUGUGGACAUGCGAGAAUUCUUUGGCGACACGAUCCCGGAGAAGGUGGUGGUGGUUUCUGGCUUUAGGUAUGCCAACAGCCGCGUGGAGAAGGGAGUGGCGGAGGAACUUCCAGGGUUGCAGACGCAGCGUGAAGAACAGUCAAUGGCGCCGGCCUUCCUACAACGCUUUACGGGAGGCAAUCAGACUCCACUGCAGGCAGAUUUGAAGCGUGCGACUGAGUCAAAUGUGAUUGAAGUGCCCAAGGAUGUGCUCGCUCUGGUGGUGGAAGCCACGCGCUUGGGAGAAGAGGAGAGAAGGGAGAUCAUGAUGCACCUUCGGGAGUGCUUGGCAGAGCCACAGGGCAGAAGAUGGCGCCGAAUCUAUGCGGGCUUGGUUUUGAUCGAGGAGUUGCUGAAGAAUGGCGCUCCGGAACUCGUGACUGAGACGGCGGAAGGUCGCUACUUUGACCUGGUUCAGCGGUUGUCACUGCUGGAGAAAUUCGAAUGCACCAAUGACCUGAGAGUGCAAAACAUGGUUCGAACGAAGGCCUCCGGACUCCGAAGUGAGGUCGUGCCAAGGCUGGAAACGCAUGCAGAUGACCCGAGUCAUAAGCCAGCAAGCAGCAGCUACACCCGCACCGGUGACAGCACCAGCACGGGAACCACCAGCACUGGUGGGACUGCUAGCAGUGGUCCUGCA